This is a messenger RNA of Pyricularia grisea, 186 nucleotides long. RefSeq lists its product as uncharacterized. The annotation marks the transcript as partial. The record is from RefSeq and is a predicted model, not a curated record. NCBI's taxonomy places the organism in Eukaryota, Fungi, Ascomycota, Sordariomycetes, Magnaporthales, Pyriculariaceae. The transcript has a single exon.
AUACUUUUUAAUAAUAUAGACGGCGUUUCCUAUUCCGAAAUCGGGUUUCCGGCGGUGUUUGUUGGCUUGGUCGCAUAUUUGUUAUUGCGUUAUUUGGAAAUGGGUGCGUACCGCUUCCACGUAAUUUUCGAGCUUUUUGGUAAUUAUUUAAAUUUCGGUUUUUGUAAAUCGUUUACGGGUAGGUAA